GAAGAAUAUGGAGAGUUUGCCACCACCUGCCUUGGAGCCCCCUAGUACCGAAACCAAUAACAUGGAUACAGCAAUAUGUCGAGUUUGCAUGGCAAAUGAAAGAUUAAUGGUCAAUAUAUUUGGGACACCGCCAGGAUCAAGCACCUCGAUUGCUAAUAUGAUUUCCCAAUGCACUGGAAUUUACAUCUCCCACAGACAAACCUAUCCAAAGACCAUAUGCCGACCUUGCGUGCUGGAUGCGCAAAAUGCAUACGAAUUCAAGCAGACUUUUGAGAAAAGUCACCAUUAUUUUAGUCAAAUUAAGGAAAAGGUUUGCGUUAUACUAGACGUAGACAAGGAAUCCGACCAAGUGAAGAAGGAGGGAUUUGAAAUCUGUUUCUUGGAGAAAGAAGAACCUAAGCAAUCGAUCACAGAUCAAGUAAAGAAUGAACCAUCAGAUGCAGAGCAUGUUGAAGCAAAUCCCUCCGAAGGCACAGGUGCCAGUGAAGACAACGCUUCUUCUUCCAGUUCAGAACGUCCCUUCAAAUGUUCCCAGUGCCAGAAAACGUUUAUUCGUAAACACCAAUUAGCCACACACAUACGGAUUCACACUGGAGAACGGCCAUUUCAGUGCGAACAUUGUCCAAAGUCCUUUACACAGAAGCAUAUUCUAAAGAUACACCUCCACACGCAUACGGGGGAGCGGCCUUUCAAGUGUUCCCACUGCCCAAAAUCAUUUGCACAGAAAUCCACUCAACUGGCUCACAUCCGUAUUCACACGGGCGAACGACCCUUUGCGUGCUCUGAAUGCCCGAGAUCAUUUUUCCAGCAAGCCCAUCUUCAGAAGCACUUUCGCAAGCACAGUGGAGAAAGGUCUUACCAUUGCUCCCGCUGUCCGCAAUCCUUUUCAGAUCGAUCUAACCUGCAGAGACACUGUAGAACUCAUACCAAAGAAGGCAAGGCUAUGUAGGUCCUUAGGAGGAUCAUAAGAAGAUUAGGAAGAUGUUUUUUGUACAUAUUAAAAUUAUGUUUUAAUUCGUAUAGAAAUUGUGGUCUUAGAAAUGUUACUGUCAUUUAUUCUCAUAAGGUAUUAACAAUUAUUUAUUCAAAGGAUAAAUUGUA
Molecule: messenger RNA, 1101 nt
Organism: Drosophila serrata
Lineage: Eukaryota; Metazoa; Arthropoda; Insecta; Diptera; Drosophilidae
Biological process (GO): regulation of gene expression
Cellular component (GO): nucleus
Molecular function (GO): zinc ion binding
Source: RefSeq, a predicted model, not a curated record